AUGGCCGUAUGUUUGCUAAAAAAUGGUAAAUCAUUUUGGAUGAUGCAACAGGACACAUUUUGGCUUAAAAAUAUUUUUGAUUUACGCUUUGAAGAGAACUACGAAUAUGAUGCAAUCUUUGAUCAGAUCGGCUUUGAUAAUGCUUCACAGCGAGCAGAAUGGAUUAAUGGUGCAAAUUUUUUCGUACAUGCAAAUAACAGUACAAUAAAAUUCUUCGAAGCUGUAGCUCGUAAAUUAGCCCAUUGGUAUACACCGGAUAUGGGUAUUAUGAUACAUCAAUGUCAUACAUGGAGCGAGCCAAAAUGUAACUAUAUCCCGCAUAAAAUUGCAAAUUCUUGGGAAUGGAUGUAUACGAAUCAGAAAAAUCCACCAUACAUUCUUCAGUUAGAUUGUGAAACAGAUGGCAGUUCUAAAUUAAUGCAAUUAGCCAAAUUUGGAUUUUACUUUAUGAACAGCGAUAACCAUAGGGUAUGUAAUCAAACAGCAGUAGAAUAUGCAAGAAAACGAAUGGAAGAUGGUAAAAUUGAAGUAUCGAGGAAUCGACUUAGUUGGGGUCGUUUUCAAUUUAAAGUAUAUUGGUGGAUUGUUGAUCAUAUGCUUAGUACGCCAAUUAUUGGGGCAUUAAUUAAGCCUUAUCUUCCGCUUAUUGGUUUUAUUAUUAUGAUUACCAUUUAA
Molecule: messenger RNA, 675 nt
Organism: Acanthocheilonema viteae
Lineage: Eukaryota; Metazoa; Nematoda; Chromadorea; Rhabditida; Onchocercidae
Source: the annotation of a GenBank genome assembly